Staurois parvus is the source of this 466-nucleotide messenger RNA. Lineage: Eukaryota; Metazoa; Chordata; Amphibia; Anura; Ranidae. The record is from the annotation of a GenBank genome assembly.
GCUGGUCAGCCCUGGUACUGCAGCCCACAUGGCAGGGGAACCCAGGAAGGCAGGUUGCUGGACACAGGAUAUCCAGGAGCAGGCUGGGAAUCAGUUAUUGGCCAGUUUAGCUGGACAUCAGGGGCUGGCACAUCAGGCGAAGCACCAGGCACCGGGCCAUCAGGCAGAGCAGCAGGCAAGGCAGCGGGCACCGAGUCAUCCGGCACGACAGCGGGCACCGAGUCAUCCGGCACGUCGACGGGCACUGCGUCAUCUGGCACGACAGCGGGCACCGAGUCAUCUGGCACGACAGCGGGCACCGAGUCAUCUGGCAAGACAGCGGGCAGCGAGUUACCAAGCUCGACAGCGGGCACCGAGUCAUCUGGCACGACAGCGGGCACCGAGUCUCCAAGCUCGACAGCGGGCACAGAGUCAUCUGGCACGGCAGCGGGCACUGAGUCAUCUGGCACGACAGCGGGCACCAAGU